AUCAGCGGCUGACUGUUACGCCGCAUAUUUCUGCUUUUAUUGAUCACGGCUUCAAAAUAACCCACAAUGGAGCCAAAGAAAGUUGCAAGUGCCAGCACUUUGAUAGGAAAGAGCACAUCAAGAGACCCAUGAACGCCUUCAUGGUUUGGUCCAGGGGCCAAAGACGCAAGAUGGCACAGGACAACCCAAAGAUGCACAACUCUGAAAUCAGCAAGAGGCUUGGCGCCGAGUGGAAGCUGCUCACCGAUGCAGAGAAGCGUCCUUACAUCGACGAGGCGAAGAGGCUGCGGGCUCAACACAUGCGGGAACACCCGGACUACAAGUACAGACCCAGGCGCAAACCCAAAACUCUUCUCCGGAGGGAGCACAUCGUCUUCCCGCUGCCUCCAGUGGAGCACUUGAAGGGAUUCUCCGUGGACUCCUUUCUCCUUAACGGGGACAAAACCAUACCUUUCCUGCAGGCGCCUUCGUCCGCUACGUCGCUGCUGGAGAUCAGCACCGCAGCUGUCCAGCGGAUGACGGAGUUCCAGCACCCUCUGAGCGCUGCGGCUCGACACACCUUCGGAUACCACACCGGUGGGGUCGCGGGGCUGGCUUGCCUCGGACAGCACACACAAGCUUCACCCAGCAGCCCCUAUUUGGUGCCGUGUAACUGUGGCGCAUGGUCUGCCGCCAGUCUGCACCCUCAAGUGGCAUACAUACUCCUCCCGGGAGGGAUGAGCAACGGCGGCAUGGACGGGUACUCAUCACCCGGAUCUAGCGCGUAGUGGACAUACCAGUAGGGCGCACGGCUUGGCGAUGACGCGCACAAUUUGAGGUGGAAAUGCUAUAAAUGGGAACAUGCAAACAUGUUUUCAAAUACCACAAAUGGCAGUUUUACACAUGCCAAUCAAUUCAAGUAUUUCCAGGCAAUAUUUUCAGCACGGUGUGACAGAAUACUGCAAAUAAAAGUACAGUAAGUGCCCACGAAUUACAUGUGACAAGUUACGUUCUAUUUUAAAAAUUGUUGUCCGUAUAUUUUAAUGUGAGACUUUAAUGACUGUAUUGUUAUUGUCUGAGUCUGUAUAGGUAUUUUUCCUAAUAUUGCUGCCCCUUCAUUAAAUGUCACA
This is a messenger RNA of Dunckerocampus dactyliophorus (ringed pipefish), 1109 nucleotides long. Its product is annotated as transcription factor Sox-14-like. The coding region runs from base 129 to 767 and encodes 212 amino acids. The record is from RefSeq and is a predicted model, not a curated record. The transcript is spliced from 2 exons. Gene Ontology annotation, biological process: positive regulation of transcription by RNA polymerase II; anatomical structure morphogenesis; cell differentiation. NCBI's taxonomy places the organism in Eukaryota, Metazoa, Chordata, Actinopteri, Syngnathiformes, Syngnathidae. Gene Ontology annotation, molecular function: DNA-binding transcription factor activity, RNA polymerase II-specific; RNA polymerase II cis-regulatory region sequence-specific DNA binding.